Chara braunii is the source of this 1784-nucleotide messenger RNA. The record is from the annotation of a GenBank genome assembly. Lineage: Eukaryota; Viridiplantae; Streptophyta; Charophyceae; Charales; Characeae.
GCUUCUUCCUCCUCCUCCUCCUCCUCCGUCUUCUUCUUCUUCUUCUUCUUCUUCUUCUUCUUCUUGAGAUUGUCCUUCUCCGUACCGGUGGGAUAAAGCAGCAUUUUCAUCGAGUUUCAUGAUGUCGACCAUGGCGUCAGGUGGUGUAGGUGCUCAGUCACUGGACGUGGUACUUGGAGACCUACGAGUGUUUGUGGCAAAUGCAGAUAGCCAGCUGCGAUCUAUUCUUGGGCUGAUGGGUUGGAGUAAGGAUGCAGUAGGUGCGGCUACGAAAGGGUGCCACGUGGACGCGUUGGACGACGUUUGUAGCAGUGACGGUCUUGUGAGCUGCCCCUGCAAUCCGAGGCACAGAAUGCCUUCUCACGCUCUGUCUGCACAUGUGCGCCAUUGCGAGGCUCGGUCUUCCGGUCUGGAUCCCGACAAAGUCGUGAGACCCCCCUAUACCCCUGCGUUCUUCUACGAGAACGCGCCGUCGGUGGUCCACGUGGCAUCUUCUCUGCAGUCCUUGGGCAAAAGUCGGUAUCAUGCAGUCAAUCCGCCAUCGCCAUGCACUCUGCUCUCUUCCAUGCCUGAAGCCAUGCGCAAAAGAUUUGAGCCGAUCCCAGCGAUUGACAGCAGCGGCGUGCGUUCCAACAACCCUGACGAAAAUGCUGACGUGGCAGAGAAGACUGGGCGCGACGAUGUUCCUGAUAUGAAGAUGAUGACCAGAUGCGUGCCAUGCUGGCAAGGGGCUGAAGGAGACGAAGGUGGACACGUGGCGGGUCGGGACUCCCGCCACGUGGCAGGUCGGGACUCCCACCACGUGGCAAAACGAGUGUCAUCCACAGAGUUAUGGAUGAUCCAACGAGAGGUCGCCAGCUGGACGACGCUUCCGGAGUCAAUCUCGGAUCGGUUACUCGAGGCAGCGAAGCAUACCGCGUGCACAAAAAAGGCAGCGAUAUCCGAUUGGAUACUGAAGCAUGCACCUAGACAUAGGGUAGUUCUAGAUGCCGAGCUGGCCAAUCAAAUUGCCCUUCUCGUUCUCUGCUGCGUGGAGUCGGUUGCGGGUGAACUGUCGUCUACGGACUUGAUGAUAGAAACCCCCAAGGCGCAGCGUUCUCUGACGAAACAGGAGCUGCUGGCAGAGGAAAGAGACUACAAGCGCAGGCGUGUGUCUUAUCGAGGAAAAAGUACCAAGCAAACACCGACGGAGGUUCUGCGUGAUGUCAUUGAUACCCACAUGGAGUACCUGAGGGUGGGAGGCUCUGGUUCUGGCAGCGAGUUGUCCGUACUGCUCUCUACUGAUCGUGAAGCAACUGAUAUGGCAUCAAACAAGGCUAUGAGCUCCGGAACCGGUAGUGUAACGACACCGUGUAGAGCGGCAGAGGGAAGGGAUUCAGGUGAGCAAAGGGAAUCUGCUAGGGAACACAGAGGUAGCCGGAGAGGGGAUGGACCAAAUUGGAGGCAAUCUGAUGAUUGGGGAAGUGAACGACGGUCUGAUGAUUGUCUUUAUGAGGAGGGGGCCGAGGGACGUCGACAGGAGCAGCGUCGUAGCAGCUCGCGAUAUCAUUUGGAUGAUGAAAGGUCACAUGGACAUUCAAGAGGGUACUCCAGCUCAAGGACAGAAGGUGGAAGUCGAGACAGAGUCACUGGAGAUCACAAGUAUAGGCAGAGGGAGAGAGACACAGACGAACGGGGGAGAGAAUGGCCCAGUGGUACCCGGAGAAGUGAAAGGGAGUAGUUUGUCUUAUCAGGAAAAAGAAAAAGAAAAAAAAAAUUAUUUUGCGUUGAUUCUAUUGAUGGUA